AUGAAUGAGCAAGAUAAUUUUUGCUCUUUUGUUAUUGGUGUCUUGUCUAGUGAAAAGGAAGAUGGUGCGAAAGUAGUAAGAGUGGAAAAUCUGGAGAACCCAUAUAAGCACCAAGAUAAUUUUGACAAGAGAUUCAAGUUAUCGUUGAACAAACUGUACGCAUGGAGCUUAGUGGAGUAUGACAGGGUGGUGAUGUUGGACGCAGACAACCUCUUCCUUCACAACACGGACGAGUUGUUUCAAUGUGGACAGUUCUGUGCGGUAUUCAUCAAUCCAUGUGUGUUCCACACUGGCCUCUUCGUCUUGCAGCCAUCAAUGGCGGUGUUCAAGGACAUGGUUCAUGAAUUACAGAAUGGGAGAGAAAAUCCUGAUGGUGCAGACCAGGGCUUCAUAGCUAGCUAUUUCCCAGAGUUGCUUGAUAAGCCAAUGUUUUAUCCACCUUCUAAUGGCACCAGGCUUGAUGGAACAUAUAGGCUUCCUUUAGGUUAUCAGAUGGAUGCUUCUUACUAUUAUCUUAAACUUCGAUGGAGCAUACCCUGUGGACCAAAUAGUGUGAUCACAUUCCCAGGUGCAAUAUGGUUGAAGCCAUGGUAUUGGUGGUCCUGGCCUGUCCUGCCAUUAGGCCUCCAGUGGCAUGAUAAACGUCGCGAAACUUUGGGGUAUGGUGCGGAGAUGGCUGUCAUACUUAUUCAAUCAACAAUAUAUUUGGGCAUAAUAGCAAUGACACGUUUUGCAAGGCCAAGUCUCACAAAGCUGUGCUAUAGGCGCUCUGACAAGAGCAUCAACUUGGUGCAGAACAUCCUUAAAUUUGUGGCGUUGUGGAGCAUCCUUGCGGCUUACACAACACCCUUCUUCAUUAUUCCUCACACAGUUCACCCAUUGUUGGGAUGGCCUCUCUACUUGCUCGGUGUCUUUGCGUUGUGCUCAGUUGCAAUCAAUGCCUUUCUGCUUCCAAUGUUACCAGUUUUGAUGCCUUGGCUUGGGAUUGUUGGUGCAUUGAUGGUCAUGGCUUUUCCUUGGUAUUCAGAUGGAGUAGUGAGAGCAUUGAGCGUUUUUGUUUAUGCAUUCUGUGCUGCACCAUUUGUGUGGGCAUCUAUGACUAGGAUAAUGGCAGGGCUUCAACAGUCUCUAGAUAGGGAAGCUUUUCUGCCAAGAAUAGGAGAGUCUUCGCCACCUUCUUGGUUUAACAAGUUAUAUUGA
Sphenostylis stenocarpa is the source of this 1200-nucleotide messenger RNA. The record is from the annotation of a GenBank genome assembly. NCBI's taxonomy places the organism in Eukaryota, Viridiplantae, Streptophyta, Magnoliopsida, Fabales, Fabaceae.